ACGAGACUAGAUAACCACUAAGAAUAUAAACAAUUUGGCGCUGUUUUGACAUCUCUUAAUUACGUUGUCGCAUGUAAGUAUAAUACAGAAUCCUGCCAUGUCAGACAGCCGUUCAGAAUCAAAUGACACCCUUGAAGAGUCUGGAGCACACGAGCAAAACGAGGAUUUGGAACGGGUAGUAUUUCAGUGUAGCCAAUGCAAUUCUAUCGUUGGAGACUCCUUAGCAUGGACUGGCUCCAAUGAAAUAUUGCGCACAAUUAGCUUGAAAUAUGUUAGCAAGAAAGUGGAAGUGAAAGACAGACUGAUCACAUCAAAAACAGGCACAGACUUGGGAAGUACAUAUAACACACUGCAGUGCGAGGUAUGCAAGGGCGACUUAGGCCGCAUGUACAGGACCACCCCGGGAAACCUGGACCACAUGAGACAGGUCUACACGUUGUAUGUGGAGAAAAUCUCAAGUACACUUUUGGAAGUUGUAACCAAGGCGAUGAUGUAAACAUCAACGACCUUGUAACCUUGCCCAAUGUCAAAGAGCUUGUAAAGGAACUCAAAAAGCUUCAGACUGUUAUUGUGAGUUUGGACCACAGAGUCGAGAUAUUGGAGUCCAGUAUGCAUAUUGAAGAGGUAGAAAAUCACCCUCCAGCUGUCGGCAGGCUCGAUGCAGAAAUCGUUCGACAAAAAAGACAGAGCUCUGAUAUGACGAGAGCAAACAGGAUGGACACAGAAACAGUUCAAUUAAAAAGAAUGGACACAGAAGCUAUGCGAGUAAAAAGAAUAGACCAGGAAACAGUCCGAGGAAACAGAAAGAACAAAGAAACCGUCCGAGGCAGCAGAAUGGACAUGGAAACGAUGAGAUACGAUAAUGAAGCCAUGGUGCCCGAGUCUUUUCACUCGGAAAGACACAGUGAGAAAGUUUACCGAAAAAACGGGCCGCAAUCGAGUGGGUUGAGGAACCCCAUAAAGAAUGAUGUCAGCCCGCAAGGGUCCCCAACGAAGGGCACUUACAAGAGGAAAAGGGUUUUAUGAGUUAAAAAAAA
Molecule: messenger RNA, 1037 nt
Organism: Mizuhopecten yessoensis (Yesso scallop)
Lineage: Eukaryota; Metazoa; Mollusca; Bivalvia; Pectinida; Pectinidae
Exons: 5
Coding region: 364-1026 (220 amino acids)
Source: RefSeq, a predicted model, not a curated record